ACACAGGGCCUGCCUUCCUGCAGCGUCUUCCGUUCGCCGGCUGCGGCGCCUGGGACGGUUGCGGUGGGUCUGGGCGUUGGGAAGCCGUCCAAGAUGAUUAAAAAAUUCGACAAGAAGGACGAAGAGUCUGGUAGUGGUUCCAAUCCUUUCCAGCAUUUGGAGAAGAGUGCUGUCUUACAGGAGGCACGCAUAUUCAACGAAACACCCAUCAAUCCAAGAAGAUGUUUGCAUAUCUUGACAAAGAUUCUUUACUUACUCAACCAGGGUGAACACUUCGGAACUAUGGAAGCUACAGAAGCCUUCUUUGCAAUGACUCGAUUGUUUCAGUCUAAUGAUCAAACACUGAGGAGAAUGUGCUACCUCACUAUCAAGGAAAUGGCCACCAUCUCUGAGGAUGUGAUCAUUGUCACAAGCAGUCUGACCAAGGACAUGACUGGAAAGGAAGAUGUGUACCGGGGCCCAGCCAUCAGGGCUCUCUGCAGAAUCACAGAUGGAACAAUGUUACAAGCCAUUGAAAGAUACAUGAAGCAGGCCAUUGUGGAUAAAGUUUCCAGUGUAUCCAGUUCAGCACUGGUCUCUUCCUUACACAUGAUGAAGAUAAGCUAUGACGUGGUUAAACGAUGGAUCAAUGAAGCCCAAGAAGCUGCAUCAAGUGACAAUAUCAUGGUGCAGUACCACGCAUUGGGAGUGCUCUACCACCUUAGGAAGAAUGAUCGGCUUGCUGUCUCCAAGAUGUUAAAUAAAUUUACCAAAUCUGGUCUCAAGUCACAGUUUGCAUACUGUAUGCUGAUUCGAAUUGCUAGUCGAUUACUGAAGGAAAGCGAGGAUGGUCAUGAAAGUCCACUCUUUGAUUUCAUUGAGAGCUGCUUGCGAAAUAAACACGAAAUGGUUAUUUAUGAAGCUGCUUCUGCCAUUAUUCAUCUUCCUAACUGUACUGCAAGAGAGCUGGCACCUGCUGUCUCAGUUCUUCAACUUUUCUGUAGCUCUCCUAAACCAGCCUUGAGAUAUGCAGCUGUGAGGACCCUCAACAAAGUGGCAAUGAAGCACCCCUCUGCUGUUACUGCCUGCAAUCUGGACUUAGAAAACUUAAUCACAGACUCAAACAGAAGCAUUGCUACCCUGGCCAUUACAACAUUGCUCAAAACAGGAAGUGAGGGCAGUGUGGACAGACUUAUGAAGCAGAUAUCUUCUUUUGUGUCUGAAAUCUCAGAUGAGUUCAAGGUGGUUGUCGUACAAGCAAUCAGUGCUCUCUGUCACAAGUACCCUCGGAAGCACAGCGUCAUGAUGACCUUUCUCUCCAACAUGCUUCGAGAUGAUGGAGGUUUUGAAUACAAAAAGGCCAUUGUGGACUGCAUAAUCAGCAUUGUGGAAGAGAACCCUGAGAGUAAAGAAGCUGGUCUAGCCCACCUCUGUGAAUUCAUUGAAGACUGUGAACACACCGUUCUGGCUACUAAAAUUCUCCACUUACUGGGCAAAGAGGGCCCUAGAACUCCUGUCCCCUCCAAAUAUAUCAGAUUCAUUUUUAAUAGGGUAGUCCUGGAGAAUGAGGCUGUCAGAGCCGCUGCUGUGAGUGCUUUGGCUAAAUUUGGGGCUCAGAAUGAGAGCCUUCUGCCUAGCAUCCUUGUACUCUUACAAAGGUGUAUGAUGGAUACUGAUGACGAGGUACGGGACCGAGCUACCUUCUACCUGAACGUGCUACAGCAGAGACAGAUGGCCCUGAAUGCUACAUAUAUCUUCAAUGGUCUGACAGUCUCUAUACCAGGGAUGGAAAAGGCCUUACACCAAUAUACAUUGGAGCCUUCAGAAAAACCCUUUGAUAUGAAGUCAAUUCCUCUUGCUAUGGCUCCUGUCUUUGAACAGAAGUCAGAAAUCACACUUGUGACUCCUAAGCCAGAGAAGUUGGCUCCUUCCAGGCAAGACAUUUUCCAAGAACAAUUGGCUGCCAUUCCUGAGUUUGUGAACCUGGGUCCCUUGUUCAAGUCUUCCGAGCCUGUGCAGCUUACAGAAGCAGAGACAGAGUAUUUCGUUCGCUGUGUGAAGCACAUGUUUACUGACCAUAUUGUAUUCCAGUUUGACUGUACCAACACUCUGAAUGACCAGCUGCUGGAGAAAGUAACAGUGCAGAUGGAACCAUCCGAUUCCUAUGAAGUGCUGUGCUGCAUCCCAGCGCCCAGCCUCACCUACAAUCAGCCAGGAAUAUGCUAUACACUUGUUCGCUUGCCAGAUGAGGAUCCUACAGCAGGUACUAACUCUUAG
Molecule: messenger RNA, 2256 nt
Organism: Grammomys surdaster
Lineage: Eukaryota; Metazoa; Chordata; Mammalia; Rodentia; Muridae
Product: coatomer subunit gamma-2
Exons: 20
Coding region: 94-2256 (720 amino acids)
Biological process (GO): protein secretion; intra-Golgi vesicle-mediated transport; intracellular protein transport
Cellular component (GO): endoplasmic reticulum-Golgi intermediate compartment; COPI vesicle coat; Golgi membrane
Molecular function (GO): structural molecule activity
Source: RefSeq, a predicted model, not a curated record